UAGAAAAACCACUAUAAAAGGGGAAAGAAAUCAACGAGGCUCAAAAGGUCAAAACCCAAAAAGAAACUCUCUCACAGACCAAAACACAAACACCUGAAACAUUUUUCUCUUCAAUGGGUUCUAGGAAGAUCUUCCAUGCAAAACCCAGUUACAUUUUUCCGACGUCAUCGAUCCGGGAAAAUCCAGUCGGCUCCAAUACUCUGUAUGAAUUCGAAGAGUCUGAUAUAUGGAAUUCCAAACCCAACUCCGACUCCAACACAGUUUCAGCUCUCGAUCAACCAAGGAAAUCGAUACCCAUGAGGGAUCCGAAGAAACUGGGUAGUAGGAAGAUCAGCGUACAGGCCGAGAGAACGACGUCAUCUAAGGUGACCUCUGCAUCAUUGCCGAUGAACAUACCAGACUGGUCAAAGAUUCUGAAAGAUGAUUACAAAGAACAUAGAAGAAGAGAGAGCGAUGAUGAUUUUGAAGAUGGAGAUGAUGAUGACAAUGAUGAUGAAAGUGAAAGAAUGCCACCUCAUGAAUAUUUAGCAAGGAAAAGAGGAGCUUCUUUGUCUGUUCAUGAAGGAAUUGGGAGGACAUUGAAAGGCAGAGAUUUGAGAAGGGUGAGAAAUGCAAUUUGGAAAAAAACUGGGUUCGAAGAUUAAAUUUUACCCAAAAAAUUAUAAUUAUUAUUAUUAUUUAUCUAGAAGUAUUAGUUAUCGGAAAAUUUUGGUAGCCCAGUGAUUCUAUGUCUCUCUUUCUCUUCCUUAUCAUAAUUUAUCAUAUUUUUCUGCUUUA
Ziziphus jujuba (common jujube) is the source of this 777-nucleotide messenger RNA. RefSeq names its product protein S40-4. Lineage: Eukaryota; Viridiplantae; Streptophyta; Magnoliopsida; Rosales; Rhamnaceae. The record is from RefSeq and is a predicted model, not a curated record. The coding region runs from base 114 to 644 and encodes 176 amino acids. The transcript has a single exon.